AUGGGGAACGCGGAGAGUAUGGAGAGCCAACUGGCCGUGAUCCGGUCCAGAGCCGCACCGGUCCGACUCCCGAUGCCUGACGCCGCCGAGCUAGAAGAGAGGUUCUCCAUUGCGCUGAAUUCAAUGAACCUUCCUCCAGACAAGGUGCGUUUGCUGCGUUCCUAUGACAAUGAGAAGAAGUGGGAACUCAUCUGUGAUCAGGAGAGAUUCCAGGUGAAAAACCCUCCGCACACAUACAUCCAGAAGCUACGGGGAUUCCUUGACCCAGCAGUCACACGCAAGAAGUUUAGGAGAAGGGUCCAGGAGUCGACUCAGACACUUCGAGAACUGGAGAUUUCUCUUCGCACAAAUCACAUUGGGUGGGUUCGAGAGUUCCUGAACGAGGAGAAUCGAGGGCUAGAUGUCCUGGUUGAAUACUUGUCCUUCGCUCAAUACGCUGUCACGUUUGAUGGUGAGCAGUCAGAGUCUGGAGGAGACGGAGCUUCUAUUGACUCUCCGUGGAGUCGCUCAAUAGAGGAUCUCCAUGGCGACUGUAGUCUCCCAUCCCCUUCUUCUUCUGUACCUAGAGCAGCUCGACACUCAAUCAGUUCUACUUUGGUGACUCGGUCCAAUACGCUGCCCAGUAGUCGCACUCUAAAAAAUUCCCGACUUGUCUGCAAGAAAGAUGAUGUCCACGUGUGCAUCAUGUGUCUACGAGCCAUCAUGAACUACCAGUAUGGUUUCAACAUGGUCAUGUCCCAUCCGCAUGGCGUCAAUGAAAUUGCUCUGAGUCUCAACAACAGGAAUGCAAGGACCAAGGCUCUGGUAUUAGAGUUGUUGGCGGCUGUGUGUUUGGUCAGAGGAGGUCAUGAGAUCAUCUUGUCAGCCUUUGACAACUUUAAAACUGUUUGCUCAGAGUCCAUGCGUUUCGAAAAACUGAUGGAACAUUUCAAGAAUGAAGAUGACAAUAUCGACUUCUUGGUGGCAUGCAUGCAGUUCAUAAAUAUUGUGGUCCACUCAGUGGAAGAUAUGAACUUCCGAGUCCAUCUACAGUAUGACUUCACUAAACUCAAUCUGGAUGACCACCUGGAGAGGCUGAAGCACACUGAAAGUGACAGACUACAGGUGCAGAUCCAGGCCUACCUGGACAACGUGUUUGAUGUCGGGACACUGCUGGAAGAUGCAGAGACCAAAACUGCAGCUCUAGAAAGAGUGGAAGAGCUGGAGGAGAAUUUGGGCACUAUGUCGGAGCGCCUGCUUGACGUGGAAAAUGAAGCAAUGCUGAAGAUCGUGGAACUGGAAAAACAGCUGAUGCAAACAAACAAAGAGUUGGACCAACUUCGGGACGUGUAUGCCAGUGCCAACACACAGGUGCAUACAUUGAGGCGGAUUGUUCGGGAGAAGGACCAGACCAUUCGCCGUCAAAGCCGUCUAGAGCGACAGGCCCAUGAGGCCCAACAGGCUGGUGGUCCUGGAGCUCCUCAACCCCAAAGAGGAGAAGGUGAUGGUGGGGUGACCAAUUCUGCCUCACCCUCGCCUCCUCCCUGCCCUACUCUCUCUCCUAGCCCAGAGACAGUAGCCUAUCAUAACAUGGGACCAGGAAUGGGGGGUGCUCCAGAUAUGCCAGCCCCACCCCCUCCACCUCCGCCACCACCAAUGCCAGGCACAGUUUCCAAUGGGUUGUUCCCUGCUCCUCCGCCACCUACUCCACCUCCUCCUCCACCGCCUCCUCCUCCUCCGUGCCGAACCAGCGAGCUCUCCUCUACCCUUCCGAUGCCACCUCCUCCUCCACCUGUGGCCCCUCCACUUCCGGGUUGCGGGGGGUCGCCCACUGUCAUCUUUAACUCUGGACUAGCAGAGGGACCACUCAAGUUAUUCUCGGUGAAGAUAAAGAAGCCGAUCCAGACCAAGUUUCGGAUGCCAGUUUUGAAUUGGGUCGCUCUGAAGCCAAGUCAAAUCAACGGCACAGUUUUUAAUGACAUUGAUGACGAAGCCAUCUUGCGGGAUCUUGAUGUGGAGGGCUUUGAGGAACUUUUCAAAACAAAGGCUCAGGGUCCAGCAAUGGACUUAACACUGUCGCGACAGAAACUUCCCCAAAAAGCGCCAUCUCGAGUCUCUUUGCUGGAUGCCAACCGUGCCAAGAAUUUGGCGAUCACCCUGAGAAAAGCCGGCCAGGGUCCGGAGGUCAUCUGCCGUGCCAUUCACACGUUUGACCUGCGGACAAUUCGAGUGGAUUUUGUGGAGUGUCUGAUGCGCUUCCUGCCAACUGAAGCUGAGAUGAAGCUUCUCCGGCAGUACGAGAGGGACCGAAAACCUUUGGAGGCGCUGAGUGACGAAGACAGCUUCAUGAUCCAGUUCAGUCGCAUUGAAAGACUCAACCAGCGCAUGUCCAUCAUGACCUUCAUGGGAAACUUCACUGACAAUGUGCAACUGUUAACGCCGCAACUACAUGCCAUGAUUGCAGCAUCUGUAUCGAUAAAAUCAUCUCAAAAACUGAAGAAGAUACUCGAAAUCAUCUUAGCCCUUGGAAACUACAUGAACAGUAGUAAAAGAGGGGCUGUGUAUGGCUUCAAACUACAGAGCUUGGACCUGCUCCUGGAGACCAAAUCAACAGACAGAACACAGACGUUGCUUCACUACAUUAGCAAUGUGGUCCGAGAGAAAUACCCCACAGCGGCACUUUUCUACAAUGAACUUCACUAUGUGGACAAGGCAGCUGCUGUGAGUCUGGAAAAUGUCUUGUGUGACGUAAAGGAGCUGCAGCGAGGGAUGGAACUCACCUGGCGAGAGUUCAGCGUCCAGCACAACGCUACACUCAAGGAUUUCAUCAGCAGGCACGAAUCGCGACUCAACAAACUUCAGGAGGAUGCACGUAUAGCCCAAGACGCCUUUGAAGAUGUAGUGAAGUUUUUCGGGGAGAGCUCAAAGACGAUGCCGCCAUCCGUCUUCUUCCCCAUCUUUGUUCGUUUCAUCAAAGCUUACAGGUUGGCUGAAGAGGAGAACGAACAGCGAAGGCGUCAGGAGCAGAUGAUGUUGGAGAAGCUGGAACAGGAGGAACAGCAGGAGGAAGAGACCAAGUCUCCGUCUCACAAAGGCAAACGCCAGCAGCAGGAGCUUCUGACAGAGCUGAGACGACGACAAGGAAAGGACAGCCGACAUGUUUACGAAGGAAAGGAUGGUGCGAUCGAAGACAUUAUCACAGCUCUGAAAACUGGCCCCUUCACAGCUCGGUCGGCUAAACGUAGCUCUCGAUUCUUCUGUGACCCCGCCCACCCCGAAGAACAUUACUGA
Nerophis lumbriciformis (worm pipefish) is the source of this 3270-nucleotide messenger RNA. The record is from RefSeq and is a predicted model, not a curated record. Lineage: Eukaryota; Metazoa; Chordata; Actinopteri; Syngnathiformes; Syngnathidae.